Molecule: messenger RNA, 2440 nt
Organism: Erpetoichthys calabaricus (reedfish)
Lineage: Eukaryota; Metazoa; Chordata; Cladistia; Polypteriformes; Polypteridae
Gene: tmem81
Product: transmembrane protein 81
Exons: 1
Coding region: 1384-2214 (276 amino acids)
Source: RefSeq, a predicted model, not a curated record
CUAUGUUUAGUUUAAUUUAGCGACAUCCAUAUUUUAGUGUCAUUUAGACAUUCCAAUAAAGGUUUAAGAGAAUUUUUAUUGAUCUGUUUCAGUGGAAGAUAUAUCUGCCUAGCAAUGGAAAGAAAUACUGUGUUUUUUAAAAAAUGGAUCCUAAGGUCAGUGAAAAAAGAACAGUCCCCAGACUAGAUUAAGGAAGCAAUAAAAGAUUUUACCAUUAGGGCAUUGGCUGCUGAAAAUGGGUCUUUUCCCUCAUAUUUGAAUAAUAAAUUAUAAAUCAGUCAGCAACACUAGUAAUGUCUUGGCUAUAUUUUGAAAUCAGAUUAAUGGUAUCUUGAUUUAAAACAGGUGUCAAUUUUGUUAAGAAACAUCAAAAUUUCUGGGCAAUUCCAAACCUUUGAACGCAACUGUUUUUUAGUUUUUGUCAAUAGUUGAAAAUGAGAUUCUAGCUACUGGUUUUCAGGAAAUGCGUACUGUUCAGUUACUGUUGACCUAAUCAGGAAACACAAGCAAUAAUCUGGUUAUGACUGAAUAUUUCAGAUGUUUGGAUACAGAAACAAAUUAACUUCCUACUUGCACUGUAGCUUUCGAAAAAUAUAAGAAAGGCAAUUCUCCAUCUUCCAUGGCAUGAAUCUGAGAUGCAUGUGCCCAGGAGGUUUCUUCUAGACUGGUCCAUCUUUCUGAGUGCACACUUCAUGCCCUUCCUCUGCCAAAUUCUCUGUUCUGGCUAUAAAUAUAUUUUUUUUCUUUGUCUUUCCCAUUUGGUCAGACAUCUUAUACACUUAGUGUAGGUGCUGCGCCACUAAUAAUUGAACAAAUUGAAUCCACAGUCACAGGGACCGGAGAUGGUUCUGAUAACCAAUCAUGGAUGAGGUGCCAAACCAUCCCAGAAGACACUCACUCAUACAUGGCUAUUAUCAUAAAAUACAAAAAAAAAAAAAACAGGUAGUUGCCAUGGGAUUUUUUUCACACUACAGUUAUCGCGGGAUCUUUGACUUUAAGUUCUAGUGCAGGCAGUGAAAACUGGGCUUUGUCAGACUUGUGACUUCUCUCAGCAGGAUUUUUGCUAAUGAAUGUAGCAGAUCAAUGCCCUAAAGGUUAUUUUCUUUCUGUUUUUUUAGCUGUGAUAUUCUCUUUGUAUGGCUGCAAUAGCUGACAGUGACAAAUAACUGGUGGGACUCAACAAUUUCUGAAGGUGACUGUAUCACAGUCAGAAAUACUUAAGAUGUGCAAAUACCAGGUCACUGAAGUUAAGACAUGGAUUUGGUUUAAAACACUGGAGUGGGUGCUCUUUCAAAGGAAGAUGUAAGAGAAGCAGGAUUAGCAGCCACCCUCUCUCUUCUCAGAUUGCUGGGUUGACACCUGUCUGGCCAGAGUUCAUUUCAAAUGAUGGGUUUGCUGAAAGUAGUGAGCUGCUGGAGUGUUCUUGAGUGUGUAUUUCUAGGGUGGCACAUCGCAAUGCUCACUCACCGAUGUCACACCGUGUAUGCCAACUCAGUCACCAUACCACCCGAUUUGCCCUCAGUCUCUGCAGAAGUGAUAGUGAACAGCACUGAAUGCAGCCACACUUGCGGCCUAGGUCUCCAGGUAGAUGUAGUGUGCACUAUUGCAAUGGACGGCAAACAUGAAAAGUGUGAAGAGAGGAAUGUGGAAUGCGUCAUCAACUGGGUGUGUGGCCUGACUAGCUUUACUGCCACAGUUGGCUCCCGGCAGGUGCUGGAUUGUGUAAGUAAUGUUAUCAACUUUUUUGGCAAAUUUAAAUUUAUCUUCACGUGGAGGUAUGCCCGUGGUAUUGUCACCACUGACGAUGCUUACUUCAAGCGCUACGAGACCAAAACAGUGGAGAAGUUGGUCCUCAAUCCUGUUAAGGAGACAGAUGCAGGUACAUAUCGCUGCGAUGUUCAGUCUAGUUCUUACAAAAUGGUCCAAAGGGCCUAUUUUGCAGUCAAGGUGUUGCCUCCAAAUAUGGUGUAUCUGGACUAUGAUCAGUGGCUCUUAGCUUCAAGGGAGAAGGAAAUCAAACAAUCAAGCCCCAAAUCAAUUUUUCCAUGGCGAAGAAAGGUCGUCAAGCCUACCUCAGAGCCUGACUUAAAUGAUCUCAAGUUAAAACUCGCCAUUUAUAGUCUGUGUGGAACAGUGGCAGGGGCAAUCAUCAUUUGUUUGGUCCUAGCUUAUGUCAACCGAGAUUUACCAGAUUUGAAAAAAAAUCAGAAAUGAUGUGAGGAAAUUGUUCGCUGGAAGGACUUUGACAUUAGCAUUGGAAACAUUAAAGCAAAGAAACAGCUCUUUGUGCUGGGUGGAAUUAAACAACCAACUGUGGAACUAGGCCUGCAAAUCGAUGACUCCAAACAUAUUGAAUUUAUUAUUUUUGCACAAAUUGACAGAAAAAGUCUGAUAUCGGGAACUACACUCUUCAGAGCUCUUUGGGGCAUUUCCAUUCAUU